Messenger RNA from Rhodofomes roseus, 1440 nucleotides. RefSeq lists its product as uncharacterized. NCBI's taxonomy places the organism in Eukaryota, Fungi, Basidiomycota, Agaricomycetes, Polyporales, Fomitopsidaceae. Bases 1 to 1440 code for a protein of 479 amino acids. The transcript has 5 exons. The record is from RefSeq and is a predicted model, not a curated record.
AUGGCGCCAUGGACGUCGUCUCAGACGUUCUUCGACGUGAUGGUGUCGCAAACCGACUUGGUGAGCCGGGGUGCGUGGCAGAUUCUUACGCGGUCGGACAGCGGUCUGCCCUGGGAAGAUGGUCAUGUCCCUACGACGUGGCUUGAGGGCCAUCAACCCAAGCUCGCCAAAGUGAGGUCGUUUGUGUCGCGCUACAAGGCGAUCAGCACCGAGAUGGCGAAGCGCGACGCGCUGAGGACAAAGGCAGACAGUGACAGCGAAGGUCGCACUGCGGUGCUUGGCUGGAUUGACCGUCAGCAGAAGACCAAGUGGGACGUCCGUGCACGUAUUCUGGAUGUCCUCGAGGAGUACGACUAUUCACCAUACCAGUGUAUGCGCACACUUGGUGCCAAAGAGCUGGGAACUGCCGAUGAAUGCGCUGUGUACACUGUGACCUCGCAGAUCGUCGGAGAGUUGUUCGGCGAUGACGCCGUGCGUAACGGAACGCAUCCUGAGCCAUGGGCGCACAGCGCCGUUCGCCGGCUCAUCCAGAUCAUGUGGAAGACCGAGAGGACGCGAAUCAAGCGGGAGAUCAAUUCUUUGGAGGCCUUUGCGGAGAAGGUGAACGAGAAAUGGGAGGCCGUGCAGUCGAAGAAGAACUUCAACGUCGCAGUGAAGGCGUACGCGAAGCAGCUUGCUGAGAAGGUCGAACUUGUGAAGAAGAUCGACAACCCGCUCGUAACCCCCAACUGGAAAGGUCACAUCGAGAAGGUGGAAAGGAUUUGCGAGCAACUUGCUGAUCGGUCGCAGGCAGUGAAAGGCCUUCCGAAGACUGUCAUCGAAGCCAUUCAGCAGCUCGCGACCGAGGAAGAAGUGCAAGAGUUGCAGCUGAGCAUCUCGCAGCUACUCGAGAAGGUCGAUCCUGAUCAGGAUGAGGAGUUUGCGUUCGCUGGCAGCAAUAUCGCAAACGAAGGCUGGAAUUCAGGUGUCGAACAUUACCAACAGUGCACGCUGGACGAGGUCUGGGCCAUGCUCGGUCGAGGUACCGAGAAGACCAUCCCGUUUUUCAACACGGUCGAAGCGACGGAGAGUGGAGCGGAUCCGUGGUCGGUGCAAGGGAUCUUGGCUCUCCAGGACGGUCCAACGCAGCCUCUUGUGCCGCACUGGCACCAACUGGUUGGGAUCUUGAAGAUGCUCGACAAUUUCCUCGCUGGGAAGCCGAUCCUGCUUGUGGAUGGAGUCGGAGUCGGAAAGACGAUGCAGGUCGUCGGCGUGAUCUGCUUCCUUGCGUUUUUCCAUGAUCACUUUGAGCGCAAUGGAUACUUCCCCGGAAAGUACAAAACGACCACGUUCAAGGGAAACGGGAACGUUCCCAACGCACCCCAUCUCAUUGUCGUCCCCGUCUCCCUUGAGUAUCAAUUCCGACUCGAGAUCCAUCGCUAUUAUACCCCCUUCACCUAA